This is a messenger RNA of Zymoseptoria tritici IPO323, 1437 nucleotides long. It is a transcript of the gene MgASP3, whose product is annotated as aspartyl protease. Gene Ontology annotation, cellular component: fungal-type vacuole. The coding region runs from base 1 to 1437 and encodes 478 amino acids. Gene Ontology annotation, biological process: proteolysis. Gene Ontology annotation, molecular function: aspartic-type endopeptidase activity. The record is from RefSeq and is a predicted model, not a curated record. NCBI's taxonomy places the organism in Eukaryota, Fungi, Ascomycota, Dothideomycetes, Mycosphaerellales, Mycosphaerellaceae. The transcript has 3 exons.
AUGUACACUCUCUUCAUUUUCUUGGCCGUGUGCACAGUGUCGUUCGGCAAUCCAGGUCUCCGCUCCCGCAGAACGGGCACGCACAGGCGAAACGCACUUUCAGGAGAUGCCGCUCAUCCAAAACGAACCAUCGACCACCGAGAAGCUGCAGCGUGCGAGAACGGCACCUACGUUGCCGAUAUCGUCUGGAUGGAACAGGGCACAUCACCUGGUCUCAAUGUUCAGGUCGGCGAAGACGUUUUGACUGUCGUAUUCGACCUGGGCAGCAGUCCUUUCUAUGUCCUCGGAGCGAAUUGGGGGUGCAUUGACCAUAUCUACGGCAACAUUACGCACUACCCACGGAGCAAAUGCGGCGGCGAAGCGAACACCACGAGCCCUGGGUUUACAUUCUCGGGUGGCUCGAUUAUCGGUGCUGGUUUCAACUCUACCUACGCCGGUGGCCUUUACGGAGCUCUAGGCGAAAUCGGCUACCAGGAAAUUACUCUUGGAAAUCUCACCGUCCCGAAUGCGAUCACCGGGAUCGCAACGCAGGUCGAAAUCGCACGCAGCGGCGUGCUCUCGACUAACGGCGUAAUGGGCUUCGCUUUUCCAUUCCUCACAUCUUACUGGCGACGAUCCGAACUUGAUCAGGUUGGAGAGCUCCAAUAUGUCACAAACAUUUCUCACUACAAACCUGUCGUUUUCCAAGCGGCGGCGGACGGCCUUGUCAACCCAAUAUUUGGAUACUAUUACGACGGCCUAGGCGGUGUAGACGGCACGGUCUGUGGCCAGCUUACCCUCGGCGCGGAGCCCAAUAUCCGUUCGGGACCGUACUCGCAGGAUGUGCCCGUAGUACCUUAUACCGAUGAGACUGGCGAUCCUUCCACUCAUAACUUCGCGUUUUGGAACUUUCACAUCGACGGGCUCAAGAUCCUUCACUCCCCAGACGCAGACCCUGUGAUCUUCUCGUACCUUGACGACGACCCGGUAGACGUCAUACCGUUUGAAGGAAAUGGCACGUCGAUGCGGCCGUAUAUAAAACACACUCCUGCACUCGACACGGGCACUUUGUAUUCUUCGAUUCCCCGAGACGUGUUCGACGAACUCACCAAACACAUCGACCCGGCUCCAUUCGUCGACAAGUACGGCGUCCUCGCCACCGCAUGCAACGCAACCGUGCCAGACCUGGCCGUCAUGAUCGCCGGUUCGGAUCUCUGGUUCAAUCGCUCGGGUAUUGUCUUCCCACCCAGCUGGAAUCCUGAAGAAGAGUCGUGCGAGCUCGCGAUUACUGCCGACGACUUUGUGGGGCUCGGAUCGACGUGGUUGAUCAACGUGGUGGCGGUGCAUGAUUUCAGCGAUUCGGAAAGACCGGUGUCGAGGUUUGCGCAGAGGCGAGGCGAUGUCGAGGACACUAUUGCCGCUGAGAUGCAGACGGCGUGGUGCAACGGCGGCUGCUGA